ACAGAUGGCUGAAGCGCAAGCCAAGGGAGGUAAUAUGGUUCCAGAGUCUUUAUUGAAGAAACAGAAGAGGAAUGAGGAAUGGGAUUUGAAGAAGAAGGAAGAGUUAGCAGCAUUGAAAACGAAAAAUGCUCAGAACAGGAAAGUGAUUUACCAUAAAGCCAAGCAAUAUGCCAAGGAGUAUGAGGGGCAGCAAAAGGAGCUAAUUCAAUUGAAGCGUGAGGCAAGGCUGAAAGGUGGUUUUUACGUCAACCCUGAAGCUAAGCUUUUGUUCAUUAUUCGCAUAAGAGGUAUCAAUGCUGUUGAUCCAAAAACUAGAAAGAUAUUGCAGCUGUUGCGGUUGAGACAGGACGUUGUUUGUUUCCAUAGGCAGAGCUCAGCCAAAGGGCCAGGCUCUUCCUAUGAGUUGGACUCAAUUGUAUUAUUGCAUGCAACACAGAUUUUCAAUGGCGUAUUCCUAAAAGUAAACAAAGCAACGAUGAAUAUGCUGCGUAGGUUGAGCCUUAUGUUACAUAUGGGUAUAUAUCCAAAUCUGAAGAGUGUGAGGGAACUGAUUUACAAGAGAGGUUAUGGAAAGCUAAGUAAACAGCGAACUGCUUUGACAGACAACUCAAUCAUUGAGCAGUGCCGGGUUGGCUUUGGAAAAUAUGGAAUUAUUUGCAUUGAAGAUCUAAUCCACGAGAUCAUGACAGUUGGACCUCAUUUUAAGGAGGCUAAUAACUUCUUGUGGCCAUUUAAACUUAAGGCACCAUUGGGUGGUCUACAAAAGAAGAGGAACCAUUAUGUUGAGGGUGGAGAUGCUGGAAACCGUGAAGAUUAUAUCAAUGAGCUUAUCCGGAGGAUGAAC
Molecule: messenger RNA, 844 nt
Organism: Thlaspi arvense
Lineage: Eukaryota; Viridiplantae; Streptophyta; Magnoliopsida; Brassicales; Brassicaceae
Source: the annotation of a GenBank genome assembly